GAUGGUGCUAGACUCUUGUUGGUCUUCAAUGCGUUUCAAUGUUGGUGGGCACUUCAAGUUAUAUUACUCUUACUGGUCAAAUGUUUCUAAUGCAGGAGAGAUUCAAAUGAAAAUUAUUUCGAAACUGUAUCCUGUUCUAGAGAAUGUUUAUGCUGUAUUUAUUGACAGUAAAGCUGUUGCUGAUAUGAUUCAAAUAGAAGCUGCUAUCACACAAGCUUUAAUGCAUUACAGAGAUGAAUCUGCUGGUGGUAUGCAUACACGAGAGUUGACUUCAGAAAUUCUCUAUUGUUUAAGUCCAAAUCGAUCAAUUAAACAUGCUAUGAAUACAUUUGGGAUUCAAGCAUCUACUAACAGUUUGAUUGUAUGUGUUCUCCAUUCCUCUGAUGCUUACCCAACAAAUAAUACAGUUCUACAAGAAUAUUUAUGCCAAAUUUCAAACAUGAUUCAAGGAACUAUAAAUACUGCUGAUUUAUUAAGAAAGUUAACAAUGAACAUUGAUGUUGUUUGCCAGGAAUAUGGAAUUAAAAGUGUAGAAAAAAAUAUGAUCAUUAAAUCAGAAGAUCCUAAAAGAUCUUUACUUGAAAGUAUAUUAAGUCGGAUGGCUUCAAAAGAUCUAUUCAGAGAUUAAAUGAUGGAAACUGUAAAGAAUUUACUUUAAUUGUAAAUGUAUACUUAUUCAUGGCUGUUUCAUAUCACACUGUGAAUGAUAAUAAUAAUAAUAAUAUAAAGCUUUAAUAAUAUUAUUUUUAAAUAAUAUAACUUUCUGAUUUAAU
Messenger RNA from Trichobilharzia regenti, 773 nucleotides. The record is from the annotation of a GenBank genome assembly. NCBI's taxonomy places the organism in Eukaryota, Metazoa, Platyhelminthes, Trematoda, Strigeidida, Schistosomatidae.